UAGUCCGACAAGGCGCAUGCGCGAGCCUUGGUCCCUGUACAGCCUGAGAAAUUACCCAGCAGCCCUUCGCGGUCGGACUGUCUUGGUGAACCUUCUGGGUGGCUCUGGAGCCGCCAUGGGGAAGGUAAAUGUAGCCAAGCUGCGUUACAUGAGCCGAGAUGACUUCAGGGUUUUGACGGCGGUUGAAAUGGGUAUGAAGAACCAUGAAAUAGUUCCCUGCAGUUUGAUUGCUUCUAUUGCCAGCCUGAAACAUGGUGGCUGUAAUAAAAUUUUAAGAGAAUUAGUGAAACAUAAACUCAUAGCUUGGGAACGUACCAAAACUGUCCAGGGAUAUCGAUUGACAAACGCAGGCUAUGAUUACCUAGCUUUGAAAACACUUUCUUCUAGACAGGUAGUUGAGUCUGUUGGAAACCAGAUGGGUGUUGGCAAAGAAUCAGAUGUUUACAUUGUUGCAAAUGAAGAAGGACAGCAGUUUGCAUUAAAGCUUCAUAGACUAGGAAGAACCUCUUUCCGAAAUCUGAAAAACAAGCGUGAUUACCAUAAGCACAGGCAUAAUGUUUCUUGGCUUUAUUUGUCUCGUCUCUCUGCCAUGAAGGAAUUUGCUUAUAUGAAGGCAUUACACGAUAGAAAAUUUCCAGUUCCAAAGCCAAUUGAUUAUAAUCGCCAUGCUGUGGUCAUGGAGCUCAUAAGUGGUUAUCCCCUAUGUCAAAUACACCACAUUGAAGAUCCUGCAUCAGUAUAUGAUGAAGCGAUGGAACUCAUUGUCAAACUUGCAAAUCACGGGCUGAUUCAUGGAGAUUUCAAUGAAUUCAAUCUCAUAUUGGAUAAAGAUGACCAUAUUACCAUGAUUGAUUUUCCACAAAUGGUUUCAACUUCUCAUCCCAAUGCUGAAUGGUAUUUUGACAGAGAUGUUAAAUGCAUCAGAGAUUUCUUCAUGAGACGUUUUGGCUAUGAAAGUGAGCUUUAUCCAGCCUUUAGUGAUACUAGGAGGGAGGAGUCUCUUGAUGUUGAGGUUUCUGCCAGUGGUUAUACAAAGGAAAUGCAGGCAGAUGAUGAACUUUUACAUCCAGUAGGUCCAGAUGAUAAAAACACUGAAACAGAGGAGGGAUCCGAUUUCUCCUUUUCUGAUGAUGAAGUGUCAGAAAAUGCAAAAGUUUGUGGGUCAGAAGUUGAAAGUGAACAGUAUGCUGUAGAUGAAUCAAGAGGCUGCUACUCUACCUCAGACCAUGAACAGGUAAAAGAAGACAGCUUAUCAGAAGAGAGUGCCCACUCAAAAAAUUUUGAAAUGACUGAAUUCAGUCAACCUUUAGAAGAAAUAAAAGGGCAGAUUGUUGAAAGCAGUUGUACAACUGAGUUUUCUGAGGAGAACAGAAAUGAAAAUGACACCAUGCGAGAAGGCCAGACAAGUCAGGGAGGAAGCCCUGCUGGCUCUGAGGAGGAUGACGAUGACUGCCCUUGUCUCAUUAACCUGUCGUCAUUAAACAAAGAGUUCAGGCCUUUCAGAGAUGAAGAAAAUAGGGGAAAUAUUGAUCAAUAUAGAACAAGAACUCUGAGUGUUACUUCUGCAGGCAGUUUUGUAAGCUGUUCAACAAUUCCUCCAGAAUUGAUAAAACAGAAGGUGAAACGUCAGUUAACAAAACAGCAAAAAUCAGCUGUCAGACGUCGACUGCAGAAAGGAGAAGCAAAUAUAUUUACUAAGCAACGGAGAGAAAACAUGCAAAAUAUUAAAUCAAGUUUGGAAGCAGCCAGCUUUUGGGGAGAAUAAUAUAUUAAGAUAUUGAAUAUUUCUAUUAUAUAUUUUUUUCAAGUUACUGUAACUCUUUUCAGCACCUUUUGUCUGUUUUGGGCCAAGGCCAGUACAUAGUAGGUAAAUAAACCCACCUUUGUCUAUAAAUUUGA
Molecule: messenger RNA, 1899 nt
Organism: Heterocephalus glaber (naked mole-rat)
Lineage: Eukaryota; Metazoa; Chordata; Mammalia; Rodentia; Bathyergidae
Gene: Riok2
Product: RIO kinase 2
Biological process (GO): maturation of SSU-rRNA; protein phosphorylation
Cellular component (GO): nucleus; preribosome, small subunit precursor; cytosol
Molecular function (GO): protein serine/threonine kinase activity; ATP binding
Source: RefSeq, a predicted model, not a curated record